GACUCAUUCGUUAGCUCCCGUCGCCUGUCACCUCUCUCUCUCUCUCUAGGAGAAAAGAGGAGAGGCUUUUAAAUUUUAGAUAGAGAUAUCACACCUCUCUCUCUCUCUCUCUAGGGUUCUCAAUUUCCCCAUUGCCGUACCAAGCUAAUCGAACGUCCAGCCGAGAUCGUCGACGCUAGAUUGGCUCCAAAAUUUAUUGAAUUUUGAUGCGUUUUUGCUCAAUUGCGUUCGCGUUGGCUGGCUUCCACGAGGUGGAGAUCGAGGUGAUGUGGAGUUUACUCAACUUAGCUGUACCAAGUGUAAUCUUGGAAAGGCAUAUACACAGUAUUCGAACCCACAGAGACAAUUUAUGAGAUCUCCGGUAACUAACACUUUUUGUGGGUGCUGAAAUAUUUGACGUAACAUGAUUGUUUGUUGGAAAAUGACACUCUCGAAAGAAUCGCAGAUGUAGACAUUAAUGCGACCUCAUAUUUACAGCAGAGUGUAUAGAUGUACAGGUUAUCGUAGUCCUAAUGGUAUGUUCACUUGGAAGUGGGAGAAUGGCCGUCAUGGCAAGGCUUCUGGCGGCAGGAAGCUUUUCGCAAACUAUUGCAGAGGAAGUUGGCUUCCAGAAGUUACCUACUCAAUACAUCCAAACAGAAUUACGUGAGGCAGAUGAAGCAAAUUUGCUUGAUGAAGAAGAGAUGCAUGUUUUUGAUUUGAAGCCUAUGACAGAUCCUUUGCACUUGGUAUGUUGCAAUGCUUGCAAGAAGCCAAUCAAGGAGAGCCAAUAUGCAGCUCAUGCAGAGUUGUGUAAAAAUUUGAGUCCUGCAGAAGAAACUGUUUCUGAACUUGAUGGUGGUAUGGGGAACAAGAAACCUCCAAGGAAGGAGAGAAAAAAGUUGCCGACUGCUCGUGCUACUACGAAAGGUGGAGAGCUAGAAAGAACUGAAUCUGCAGAAGCUGAUGAUGCUGCCCUGUCAGAUUUCCAUUUCGAUGAACAAAUUCAACAGAAUUCCAUCUCUUUGGAUGCAAAACGAAAUUCAUCUGGUGUAAAUGGGGCCCUUAUAAUGCAUGGUGCAAGAGCUAGUCCUGGAAAUACGGAAAACUCAUUUUGUGCAACACCACCUCCAAAACGUUCAAAACUGAUGGCGGCUGGUCUACCAAUAACGAAUUGUUUAGGAACAAACGGUGCUGUAGCCAAAAGUUUAUGUGCAAGUACUCAGGAGGCUCAUACCUGCAGAGAGUUUCCCAAAGGGUCAAGUGGCGGAUGCAAAAAGGCUUUUGAUUGCGCUGUUGGUUAUGACAAAACCAGCCAAUUUCAGGAGUGUUGUUUGCUGGGCAAAGAUGUUCCAGCUCCCCUUGCAACGAAGAUGUUUUAUUCUCAAAGGAAUCAUCGUCUCCGAUCAGCGCUUACAUAUCUGUAUUAUGGCGAAUCCACUGAGUACUCUGGUGACUUAGUGAAUUUGAAAUCAUUGGAAGGAAUUGCCAUGCCCUUGAAUUCAUUGCAAGACAAUGCCAUGCCAUUACAAGUUUUAUCCCCUCAGAACAUCCCCCAUGAACAAAAUGAUGUCCAGAGUGAAAAGAGAGAGAGACUCUCCUUGCCAUCUUUGCAAAAACGUGAUCAAAUGCUUGCUGACAGUGCGGAUUUAAACUCGGGUAAAUUAGGAGGACGCACGCCAGCCACAAGCUUCUCAAAUCAUGUUCCUGCGAGUGAUGUCUUAAGACCUCAAACAGCACCCACGGGGGUUGUGCGAAGCAAUUAUCUUCCAAAAUCUUAUCCUUUUGCAGGAAACUCAGGAACAUCGCUAGGGACUAUGCAGCAGCCUAAAGGAAGGGUUCCUGUUACAUAAUUAAGAGUCCUGGUUGGAAUUUUUUGGUAGGCGAAGUUGAUACUCAUUUUUUCCUAGUACAAAUUCAGGUUCAUCUUUUGAAAAUAGAAAAUUGCGAAUAUGUAGAAACUAGAAAAUAUCCAUCCUAGGUUCUGCAUUCAGUUUGACAUCUAACUGUAUCUAUAAUUGGUUCAAGUAAAUAGAUUAUGUCGACCUGGCCUUCGGUUCGGUGUACAUUUUUAUGGAAUGGGUCUCUCUCUCUCUCUC
Messenger RNA from Rhododendron vialii, 2078 nucleotides. RefSeq lists its product as uncharacterized. Bases 513 to 1832 code for a protein of 439 amino acids. Gene Ontology annotation, cellular component: SAGA complex. The transcript is spliced from 14 exons. The record is from RefSeq and is a predicted model, not a curated record. NCBI's taxonomy places the organism in Eukaryota, Viridiplantae, Streptophyta, Magnoliopsida, Ericales, Ericaceae.